Epinephelus lanceolatus (giant grouper) is the source of this 2607-nucleotide messenger RNA. It is a transcript of the gene naif1, whose product is annotated as nuclear apoptosis inducing factor 1. The record is from RefSeq and is a predicted model, not a curated record. Lineage: Eukaryota; Metazoa; Chordata; Actinopteri; Perciformes; Serranidae. Gene Ontology annotation, cellular component: nucleus.
GAAGCCGAUUCUGGAAGCCAUUACGUUGCGCACAUCAAUUGAGUAAAUCCUACUAUUUUUGCGUACUAUACGCACAAGUGCCUCUUCAAAAGAGGAAUUUCUGCAAUUAUGGCAUCGGUCGCGAAAAAGAGAAAAAUGAAUUUUUCGGAGAGAGAGGUGGAAAUUAUUGUGGAAGAAAUAGAGAAACAAAAGCACACACUGGUUAACCACUUCAAUGCUGGAGUCACCCACAUGGCAAAGAAUAACGCGUGGGCAGAUAUCCUGAAAAAGGUGAACGCCGUCACCACCUGUCCCAGAGAGUUGUCCGAGGUGAAAAAGAAGUGGUCUGACAUGAAGACGGAGGUCCGGCGGAAAGUCGCCCAGGCGCGGGCUGCUAUAGAGGCAACCUCCGCUGACUGCACUCCAGUUCCCGUCAUCCUCACUGCGAUGCAGCAGAGGAUCUGUAACCUCCUGGGGGAGGCCACUAUCAUCAGCUUACCUGCAGGAGACUCGGAUGCUGAGAUAACUUUACCUGUUACAGUCAACGCCGCCACCACCGUCACACUGGCAGAGACCCUUCCAGCUGGCUCAGGUACAGUCUGUGAUGAAACGAAGCCACUGAACACUGAAACAACUUACCACACCCUGGAGGAUGGAGGUGUGGUGGAGUAUUGCACCACCACUGUAAGCGACUCCACUCCCACUGUGGUGACAGCCGUUGAGGCUCCAGUGGAGAUGCUGGCCUCAUCCUCAGCUUCCCCGCCUCCGCCACAGGGUCAGGCCAAACCUCAGGAGCUGAAGAGCCGCAUCGCUCUCAACUCAGCCCGUCUGCUGCAGGAGCAGAGAGUCACCAACGUCCACAUUCGACAGAUUGCCCAGCACCUGGAGGGCCAGAACGAGCUGCUGCAGAUGAUGCGACGCUCUCAGGAGGCACAGGCAUUUGCCCAGGAAAGACAGGCCCAGGCCCUGGAAGGUACCCAGGCUGCCCUGCUAGCAUUAGUGCAGAUGCUCAGGCCUGCCCUGAAAGACCUGCGCAAAUUCCUGCAGAGUGGGACAGAGGUCGCAAAUUCCAGCAGCUUGGCAGCAGGAGCAACAGCUGACGGAGCUGGAACAGAGGAGCAGAGCAGGCCUAAAACACCUCCACCGCCUCCACAACAAGCUGAGGAGACACAAUAAAAACUGUGUCUGUGUGUCUGUUUGUGUAUGUGCGUGUGUUUGUGUGUGUGGCACUGCCUCCAAUCUGCAUUGUACAUAGAGGCGUCCAUGCACAUAGACUUAAAUGUACAAAGAAAAGUUGUCAAAAGUUGCCUUGGAUUGAGCGUGUACAGAAUUUAAUAUAUGUUUUAUGAUUCAGAAAAAGGUUAUGUUUUACACAAUACUUUUAGUUUUUACCUUCCGUCAGUAAUUAGCAGCUUUUAAGCUUUUAAUGCAAAGAUGAAGGCAGUUACAAUCCCAGUGUGGGAUAAACAUUUAAUUCUUAGUUCCUUUAAGUCAUCCUGCAGUUUCCCCUGAAUGAAGAGUAAUCUAUUCUUUUUUAAAGACCAGAGUCAGCUGGAGUCUUUAGUUAGUGUGCACUUUGUCUUCAGUACUGAAUAAAAUUUGAGGAAAAUCAUCAGUGCUGUGUUUUCCCUACAGGGUGCAUCACUAUCAAUCAACCACAAGAGGUCAGUGUGUGUAAGCAAGUGUCAUGACUGAUGGAGCAGCAGCAUGUUUCCAAAUUAACUAUAAACUGGGAUGAAAUCUGUAUGUUAUGUGAAAUACAGUAUUUGCUUUUAAAAUUUGAUUAUCACAGUCAUAUACUUUGUGUUUUUUAUUACAGUUUUUCUCAUUUGUUUACACACAAAUACUGGUACUUGAGACACAAUGACCACAACAUGUAACUCAUGCACCAACCCCCUGAACCAAUUCUGCUAAACUACAAGCACAAUUCCUGCUUUACACUCAAAUUGCAGUUCUAAAACACAUUUUUUUCAAAUCACUACACACAGUUCUCUGCAUUUGGCACAAUUUUCAUGAAGAAAAGCUCUUGUUUUCACAAAGAACACACUGUCAUUCAAAAUUCUUCAUUCAAAGUUAAUUGCCCUACUAUGCACACUGACUCAUCACAUGGGCAAACACCUGUCACACAGUUUUACAAUUAGCAAUCAGAGCUUUAGCAUAAAAGGGCAACGGGUGGCUCUGCCUCUGUUUCCAAUGUUGGCAUCCAUUGCUCCAAAACAGAAAAGCUCACCUCUGAUGAGAUCCGAGCCACUUUUUCUGCCUGGAGAUGGAAAGUGUAUGACCGAAAUCCACAAAUACGUAUACCCCUUCUCCAAGCUAUGGAAGACGCAUGUGGAGAUAUAGCAGUUGAUGCUUUUCAUGGCUGGAUUCGCCAUGCUAGGCGAUAUUUCCCCCGCUGCUUGGCCAGGGAAAACAUCGCCUGUGAUGUGGAUGAGGUGCUGUGGCCAGACCGAAACAGAAGAGAGGAUGCAGCAUAGUUUGUUUUUUGUUUUUUUACUGUAACUGUAUACAGUAAAUUCUUCUGUUGUUUUGUAUGUAGACCACUGUAUGUGUAACUUUGUGUUGGUUGGAAUGUACACUGUGUACAUUGUUUUUGUGGGAAAAAUAAAAUAUAUUUGUUACCGUGUA